Drosophila melanogaster (fruit fly) is the source of this 1508-nucleotide messenger RNA. RefSeq lists its product as uncharacterized. Gene Ontology annotation, molecular function: serine-type endopeptidase activity; hydrolase activity; peptidase activity. Bases 30 to 1454 code for a protein of 474 amino acids. Lineage: Eukaryota; Metazoa; Arthropoda; Insecta; Diptera; Drosophilidae. The transcript has 7 exons. Gene Ontology annotation, biological process: protein maturation; proteolysis. The record is from RefSeq and is marked reviewed.
AGUUGCUGCUGAGCGGUUCAAUAAGAAAGAUGUGCUGCUGGUUUUCGUUACUUCUGGUCGCGGUUGUGAUAUACCAAAAUGCGUUCGCGCAGCUUCUUGAUGAAAACUGUAAAGUAAAGAUAACCUAUAGAGUGGCAAACGGACACACGGCGAUUACUUCUCAGUUUAUGGCAGCCUUGUAUAACAACAGCGAAUUUUUCUGUGGUGGAUCACUCAUACAUAAGCAAUAUGUUCUAACCGCUGCGCACUGCGUACGUGACCUCGAUGAAGUAACCGUACACCUGGGGGAGAACAAUCGAUCGUGCCCGAUCCCAGUAUGCAAACACGUUCUGCGACUGAACGCCAAGGUCAUUUUGCAUCCCAAUUUUCAUGGUAAUAUAUUUUUGAAUGAUAUCGCUUUGCUUAGACUGGAGCGCGAAGUGAUAUUUGAAGCCCAUAUACGACCCAUAUGCAUUAUCCUCGACGAGGACGUUACAUCAAAUAAUCAAAACAAUUUCACGGCGUAUGGCUGGGGUAAGACGGAACACGGAAAUAUCAGCGACGUACUGAGUUUUAUCGAUUUGGUGCGAUUACCCAAAUCUAUGUGCUACCAAAACAUCAACACAAUAUGCGCGGGCAGCACAUCGGGAGACACCUGUGAGAGUGACUCUGGUGGUCCACUGAUAGGCAAUUUCGUACACCGUGGGAAAAGUAGAGACAUACUGUUUGGGAUAACAAGCUAUGGCGACGCCGAAUGCAGUGGUUUAUUUGGGGUCUAUACAGAUGUAAAUGCCUACAAAUCGUGGAUAGCUAGCGUCGUUCUUGAAUCCGAACCGAGACUUUUGAACGAGUAUUGCAAGAGCGAUUGGGGAGCUAAGAUUUUUUUGCGCCUGUGGGAGAUGUCACUAUUUGAGCAUAAAUUCGCUGGUGCAUUAAUCACAAAUCAAUUUGUUGUGACUGUUGCCAGUGCGCUCCCUGACAAUUUCAAUGCCAGCAAAAUCAAGGUAGAAUCCAAAUAUCUGCAGGUCUACGACGUCGACUGGGCUCUAAAGCACCCCCACUUCGAACAAGCACCGAGAAUAAGGAAUAACAUAGCUCUGAUUAGACUGGCUAAGAUGAUUCCAAGAUCAAUUUUUGAAAUACCAAUUUGCUUGGGACUGAACUUUGAUUCUCCGACGACUUGGAAUGCCCUUCUUUAUAGUGCCAAUAAUAGGUUCUUGGGUAGUCAACAAGUAAAUUUAAAAAGGAUCCAUGAUUGCUUUGAACCCAACGAGUACUGUGUCGAGAAGCCCGAUAAAUUGAAUUAUCUACCUUAUGAUACACCUGGAUCUGUGAUAGGUACCAGUCAAAUGUUUAAGGGAAGGGAAAUAUAUCUUAUCGCGGGCAUAAUAAGCCAUACUCAAGGUGAUGUAAUCGUCUUUACGAACAUCCAAGACCACGUCGAAUGGAUUACAACUAUCAUGAAAAAUACAUAGGAUGUCUGUUAAAUUUUAGUGAGAACUGAAGUUAGACACGACAAACUUAAAAAU